Messenger RNA from Ceratina calcarata, 2008 nucleotides. RefSeq names its product carbohydrate sulfotransferase 9. The transcript has 3 exons. The record is from RefSeq and is a predicted model, not a curated record. Gene Ontology annotation, molecular function: sulfotransferase activity. Lineage: Eukaryota; Metazoa; Arthropoda; Insecta; Hymenoptera; Apidae. Gene Ontology annotation, biological process: carbohydrate biosynthetic process. The coding region runs from base 638 to 1681 and encodes 347 amino acids. Gene Ontology annotation, cellular component: membrane.
GCCAGGAUUUAUCUUCUGCGUAGCCUUCGUGUAAGUCCCGAUGGCCCAGCUCAACGAGCAGAACGCGACCACGGCGGACAGACCUGUGCGCACGUUCAAUUAAUUUUAAGCGCCGUGAGUCGUGAGUCGAUUCGAAUAUUGGUACGAAUCUCUCGUCGAUGGUUCGCGAUCGCGGCCGGCGCGAAGGGAUCCGCGUUUAUUUUUACCGCACCGACCCACCCGCUUCCGAACGAACGGAACAUUAUUUUUAAAUGUCGUGACCACCUUCCGAUCGAAUAUUCGAUUCUUCUCUACGGACGAGACCCUUUCCGUUUUAGAACAGAUAGACGCAUCGGACGGACACGUCCCGACGUCCUCGGCUGGACCCGACCGUUCUACUAUCUUUACGGGGGGGGGGGCGUGUCGAAGGAAGCAAAGAUUACACCGUUUCAAAUGCUCGUGCUCGGAUUCCGCGACCGUCUUUCACAGUCGUUGUCGUCUUCUAUGCACAGGGAUACAUUUCUGAACGGGAAACAGCGACGUUUUCUUUAUCGCGAGUAUCCUCGUUGACGUCACGAAUCGCGCGUGGAGCGCGCGUUCGCGCGAGGCGUUUCGUUCGGGACGUGUUUACAGGAUCGCGAGUGAGUAUCUCUCGGUGAUGUCAAACGUGUGUCGCGUGGAUUUUUCAAAGAGGCAUGUACUCGCGUUACUCAAGUUAUUUGCGAUACUCGUUGUAUUAUGUGCGUGUUUUAUGUUGUUGUUAAGUUUGCACGCGAGCAGCAAACGUUCAAAGACCGGUAAUUAUGUCGAUAACGGGAAGCAGAAACGCGGUAACGAUCCGAUCAGCGGUGAAGCGCGCGUCGAGCGUAGCGCGUUUUCGACAGAGGAGAUGAGAAACGUGAGAGCGCGAUUGAACGCUAGGAAGAGCGAGUUGGGACGAUGCUGUCGGACCAUCGAGAGGACGGGCUCGAAUCUGGAGAACGCGUUAUCGAACAUGAUCAUCGACACGAAACACGGAGUGUCGUGGUGCCCCAUAUACAAGGCCGCGAGUUCUACCUGGAUGAAACACUUCGCCACGUUGGGCGGUGCACUCACGGAAUCGACCAUGGAAUCGAUCCGCAGGAACGUUCUGCAGAUAAACACCGUCGUGAGAAGAGCGUUUCCGCGAGACCGGGACAUCAAGAAGACGUACCGAUUGAACGAGACGAAGAAGUUUUUGAUCGUGCGCCAUCCGUUCGAACGCCUCGUGUCCGCAUACAGGGAUAAGUUGGAGCACGCGGAGGGAAGAGAUUAUUAUUACAAGAGGUUCGGGCGUCACAUCGCGCACAGGUAUCACCGAUACAGAAAACCGAACGAGACCAGGAUAGAGCCAACGUUCGCCGAAUUCCUUCGAUUCAUAGCGGAGGAGAAGUACUUCGACGAACAUUGGGCGCCGUUCGUCGACACCUGCGAGCCCUGUACGAUCGAGUACGAUUACAUAUUGAAGUUCGACACUUUCGACAGGGAUCAAAAGUUCCUGAUACAAGAGUUAGGCUUGGACUUGUACCUGCCCGAGAACGAGUUGAGAAAUAUAAAUCCGCGCGGAGUCACGACUCCCGCUUUGGUCGAACGAUACAUGCGAGACGUUCCUAGGCCGUUGCUCGACAAGAUCAACAAGGUUUACGAGAACGAUUUUAAACUGUUCUCCUACUCGCCCGUAUAGCGUCACGCGAGGCGAUGACGAACGCCGACGGAAGCGAACGCGUGGUGAUAGACGGUGAACGAUUGCGUUCGAUCCUCCCUCCGCCCGAAUCGCGUCGCGCUUCCAAGUUGACACUGCUUACUUGUCCAUACUGGUAUACGCUGUAAGACUGCCAUCACGUAUAGUUGUAACGUUAACUGUGGAGCAGCCCCCAGGAACGAUUCGAAUAAAUGCAACAUGCACACGUCGCUCUCCUGCCUGUACACCCAAUCUUUGUCCUUGACGAAUCGUUUGCUCCUCAACGAAUGUAUCGUCGAGUAAAGUAAUGUUAAAUACCUAGAAACAAAA